This is a messenger RNA of Closterium sp. NIES-67, 449 nucleotides long. The record is from the annotation of a GenBank genome assembly. NCBI's taxonomy places the organism in Eukaryota, Viridiplantae, Streptophyta, Zygnematophyceae, Desmidiales, Closteriaceae.
UUGGGAGGGCCCCAAUGGGAAGGAGUGGAAGAAGGCCUCAGAUGAAGAGAUGGGGAGCAUCAUCGAGAACGACACGUUUGACUUGGUGAACCUACCUCCGGGGCGUAAGGCGAUCUCUUCCAAGUGGCUCUUCAAGCGCAAGACCGACGCCGACGGCAACAUUGAGCACUACAAGAGCAGACUUGUAGCCAAGGGGUAUCAGCAGCAAGAGAAGAAGGACUACAAUGAAGUGUAUGCCCCUGUGGUGAAGGGUACAACCCUUCGAACCCUCUUCGCCGCGGCGGCCAUCAAGGGAUGGGUGGUGAAGCAAAUGGAUAUAGUAACGGCCUUCCUCAACGGCGUUUUGGAGGAAGAGACCUACAUGGAGCAGCCAGAGGGCCCUACCUAGCUGAAUUCCCCCUACCUUUUUUAAUCACUUCUACCUUGCUUAAUAACCCCUACCUUGAUUA